AUGGCUGCGACGAGUCACUCUUGGCCGAACAGCCAGGACGACUACGAACUGUUGGAGGUCAUCGGAGUGGGCGCUACAGCCGUGGUGCACGCCGCUUAUUGCGCCCCAAGGGGGGAAAAGUGCGCCAUCAAGAGGAUCAAUCUAGAAAAGUGGAACACUUCCAUGGACGAACUCUUGAAGGAAAUCCAAGCGAUGUCAAGCUGCAACAACGAGAAUGUGGUGACUUACUACACAAGCUUCGUUGUCAAAGAAGAACUGUGGCUGGUACUACGGCUACUGGAAGGUGGCAGUCUCCUCGAUAUCAUCAAACACAAAAUGAGAAUUUCCAACUGCAAGCACGGAGUGUUCGACGAGGCUACCAUCGCGACCGUUUUAAAAGAAGUCCUGAAAGGCCUCGAGUAUUUCCAUCAGAAUGGACAGAUACAUAGGGAUAUAAAGGCUGGGAAUAUUCUCCUUGGUGACGACGGAAUCGUUCAAAUUGCAGACUUUGGGGUAUCCGCUUGGCUCGCCACCGGCCGAGACCUAUCUCGGCAGAAGGUUCGCCACACAUUUGUCGGCACUCCGUGCUGGAUGGCACCUGAAGUUAUGGAGCAAAACCACGGUUACGACUUCAAAGCUGAUAUUUGGUCUUUCGGCAUCACCGCUAUAGAAAUGGCGACCGGUACAGCUCCGUACCACAAAUAUCCUCCUAUGAAGGUUCUAAUGUUAACGCUACAGAACGACCCGCCCACUUUGGACACCGGGGCAGAGGAGAAGGACCAGUACAAAGCCUACGGGAAAACCUUCAGAAAGAUGAUAUCAGAAUGCCUUCAAAAAGACCCUACCAAACGGCCAUCUUCUACUGAGUUGUUAAAACACUCUUUCUUUAAAAAAGCCAAGGAUCGCAAGUACCUAGUGCAAACUUUAGUGUCGAUCGGUCCUAGCAUGGAAACCAGAGUGCACAAAGCUAGCAAACGUCAACCGGGGACAUCGGGACGGCUGCAUCGCAUGGAGACCGGAGAGUGGGUCUGGGAAAGUGACGAAGACGAUGAAGAAGAGGAAGGUGCUGCCGACAGACCAAUGAAUCAGUUGCUGCGAGCUGACUCAUCCGACAGCGAGAGUGAAGAGGAACCGAGAGCGGGCUUCACCAUCGGAUCCAUCGACACUGAGGACGCACCGCAGAUCAAUCUAGUUCUGCGCAUGCGCAAUGCGAAGAAAGAGUUGAAUGAUAUCCGGUUCGAAUUCGCCGCAGGAAGAGAUUCCGCAGACGGUAUCGCCACAGAGUUAGUGGGCGCGGGUUUGGUCGAAGCGAAAGACUCGCAAGCCAUCGCUACGAAUCUACAGCAGCUGGUAGAUUCCCACUUGUUCCCGUCGGGGUCGAGCCCCAAUUCCCGGUCCCGCACAUUCAAGCUGGAGUCGGCGGACCCCUCGGAGGCAGGGGACGAGACGGGUCUAGUGGGCUUUGCACAGAUUUCCAUCGUGGACUAGUCUGUCCCGGAUCCCGGACAAUAAUAUUACUAGAACCGGCACCUAGCCGCUAUUUUAAUCCGUAGUAUAGUAGUUAUAUCAGGGCUGGCAAGCGUUUGUCGAAGUGAAAUUGCAUUGUGUAAGUAAAAUAAUUAUUUUCGCAAAUGAUAUGAAAUGAAAAAAAUAUGUCUCAGCAUUGAGCUGAAGAAGAAAUGUUUUAUAAUAAUUUGUGUUUCUAUAAUUUAUAUGAAUAAUGAAUAUAAAUACAUAUCCAAGGAAUCUAUUAUUUUAGAACACGCGUUGCAAUUCCAAUGUAAUAAUUGCAGGCCAGCUCCUAUACACUAUUAUUAUGUUACGUUUAGGUACAUACCUAUAUAUUUUAUGGGUGGAUAUGGAAUUUUCUUAGUUUAAUGGUUUAAGCUCAAGUGGAUGUAUAAUUUUACAUGACGAUAGGCCGAAUCUGAAUUUUUAUGUAUUUUUAAAUAUGUUCGCGUCGCGUUAAUUCCCUGCAUUACUUAUUUAGCACUACAAUUCGCACAGGGAUCUCAUACCUCAUAAAAGUAAAAAAGCUUCAAGUAACUAUAGUCUUUCAUAAUGAAAAUUUAUUCUUACAUCGUAAUUUUUAAUAAUGGACAGAAUUUCAUAAAGUAGUAUUUUUUGCGAAUUUCAAUGAAUUUGAUAAAUUCAUAUUCUGAUUCAAAGUAUACAAAACAUAUGGAAUUUAACGGAACAUACAAUAAAAGAUGUCAUUGAAUCUAUAAUUAUUUUGGACAUCUUAUUAAUAUAAUAUAUCUUUCAAUGAUCGUAUGAUAGAUAGGUGUUGCGUCGGCUUCGCGCGGUCUGACGUCAGUAUACCGAUGUCCGCGAUAUGACAUAUUACGAUAGUGUAUAGUCAACAUUCAUCGGUAUACAGAUCACUAUUUUUGUUUAAACUUGCUUUCUAUGAAGGAAAAAUACCUUGGAAAACUUUUCCAUGUAGCUCGUUAUUACUUUCGAAUCUUUUACUAUUUAUUUUCGUAUACCUAUGUAAUUUUAAGCUAAGAUGUAUUAUCAAUUUAGACUUGUGACGAGCAUAAAAAAUUGAAUAAAUACAACUAGCUUGAGCUCGCGACUUCGUACGGACGUAAAUUCAUAUCCAUUAUGUGUGAGUAAAUCAAUCUUCAGUCCUGUGCCCUUUAUAUCAGACGCUAAAUAAAUCUAUGCCCUUUCUGUUAUCUAAUAUUAUUCCGAUUUUUGGGAUUUCAGCUACUUUUUAGACUACUCUUUCAUACUAGAAAUUCUGUAUACAAAUGAAUGUUAUUUAUCAGUUUAUCAGAGUGCCAUACAGUGGACCAGCGACGCCGACCGCAGUGUCCAGCAGACUCCACAAAUUAUUCUUAUGUUGUUAUUGUUUGUUGCUUAUUUUGGAAGGAUUUUUUUAAAUUAAUAAAAUAUGAAAUUUA
Plodia interpunctella (Indianmeal moth) is the source of this 2888-nucleotide messenger RNA. It is a transcript of the gene fray, whose product is annotated as frayed. The transcript has a single exon. Gene Ontology annotation, biological process: protein export from nucleus; protein phosphorylation; activation of protein kinase activity. Lineage: Eukaryota; Metazoa; Arthropoda; Insecta; Lepidoptera; Pyralidae. Gene Ontology annotation, molecular function: ATP binding; protein serine/threonine kinase activity; protein serine/threonine kinase activator activity. Gene Ontology annotation, cellular component: serine/threonine protein kinase complex. The record is from RefSeq and is a predicted model, not a curated record. Bases 1 to 1467 code for a protein of 488 amino acids.